Messenger RNA from Biomphalaria glabrata, 1320 nucleotides. RefSeq lists its product as uncharacterized. Bases 171 to 476 code for a protein of 101 amino acids. The transcript has 4 exons. NCBI's taxonomy places the organism in Eukaryota, Metazoa, Mollusca, Gastropoda, Planorbidae. The record is from RefSeq and is a predicted model, not a curated record.
UCUUUUGUUUCCGUAUUUGAGGGAACACAAAGUUGUAAUUUUUAAGCUACAUGGAAACGGAUUUGUGCCAAGGACAAGCAAGUGUUUAUUUAUUCAUGUAAUGUUUAUAUCGAUUCAGAUAACAUACAGAAGUCUCGUCAGAAAGCUCAAGUCGUACUGACUCCACUACUAUGGCGAACCCUCCUCCGCAAGCCAGAGACCAGGGUACUGUCAAUGCUGCUGAAUCUGGGAUAACUCCAACCCAGGCCGAGGACCUCGAGAGAAAUGCCUUCUUGUCUGUAUUGUGCUUCCCGCCUACAGGUUUGGCAGCCGUCUGGCAAGCACGUAACGCCAACUGCGCGGUUAGAACCGGUAAUGCCUCAGAUGCCAGCUACUACAACAAGUCUGCUCUGAGACUCAUGACCUUCAGCGUGUUCCUGGCCUUGUGUAACCCAAUUCUACUGGCUGUGUUACGUCAGCAGUUUAAAAGUGGAUAGCUUUGUCCCUCUCACAGGGGGGAGGUACAUGAGGAUAGGGGGAGAGGGCUUCUCUUAAAAUAAAUACAUUUGUUUUUAUAUACAUACUCUUAUCUAUUUCUAUUGUCAGGAAAAAAAGAUAAGACAUUAACUAACAAACUGCAGAGCUACUCAUCUUUGAAUCUAGACACCUGUAUACCUCAUUGAGAGGGUUCGUUAUGUAGUAGCUCAUUUACUUGAAUUAUUUUGAUUGCAAUUUAAUCUACAUUGUUUUAAUGUUAUAGGCUACAAUAUCAACCAGACUUUUUUCUCUAUAUUGCUAUUUGUUAAAAGGACUGGAUUUCAUACACUAUAGAUAUUAUUUGUAAUAGGUAUAGAUUUAUAACUGUCAGUAGGUACGCUUGUGGGACAACAGACUCACGCACACACACUAGUAACUAUUCAAAGUUUUUCAGACUUAAAACGUUUAUGGUUAUUUAAUAAAAUCCAAUAGUAAAAAUACAAAUAAAAAAUUGACCUCCCAUGACCUAGAUCUAUAAACAAACAAGACAGUUUUAGAUUUAAAAAAUACAACAUAUUUGUAUUAUCUUUCGAAUAAUGUUCCUUUAUUUUUUAAGUGAUCAAAUACUUUGAGUAUAUUUCACAUCCUGCAUAUCUAUUAUACAUAAAUGAGCUAUAAAUUUAUUAUAUUAGUAUAAUAUACGUUUGAGUGUUUACUUAACAUGUAAUGACUAUUAUUUAGAUUUAGGUCAGCAUAAAUGAAGUGGGUCUGAAUGAGAUAAUGGCUUCAAUGUAUGAAAUAAGUUUAUGACUUUAGAAAAUCCUUUUUCUAGAAAUAAACCUUUAUUUUUAAGGGGAAAUAAUU